Molecule: messenger RNA, 1468 nt
Organism: Blepharisma stoltei
Lineage: Eukaryota; Ciliophora; Heterotrichea; Heterotrichida; Blepharismidae
Source: the annotation of a GenBank genome assembly
AUGAAAUGCUGAAAAGACCAAUGUGAAAAUAAGUUGGAAUUUGUUUGCCCAUGCGCAAAUCCUCCUGUUUAUUCAUGUGAUACACAUAUUAGUACCCAUAUUAAAACUGCGUCUCGAUCUAGGCAUCUUCCAGAUCCCUUAACAAUUUCACCAAAUCCAGAAACAAAAAGAGCUCUUAUUGAUUGUCUUCACAAGUCGCUAUCAGAUUUAUAUGAAUUAAGGAGAAAAACUGUUUUAGAUCUUACAAUGCAAAUUAAGCAAAUUAACGAGAAAAUGAAAAUUGCAUUGGAAUCAUUUGACGAAUUUAUAAAAAAUCAACGCAAAAUAAUUUCUGAAAUACAGAUAGUAGAAGUAAUAUCAAAUUCCAGAAAAACUCAAAUAAAUAAAAUACUGGCUGCAGAGCCAGAAGAAGCAAUUAACCUUCUUAAAGGUUCUUUUGAUAUUUUUGAUAGAUUCAACUUCUUUAUAGACGGUGUAGGAAUAUUAUCAAAAAUAGAGCCUUUCAAAAAUGAAUCAAAUAGAUUUAUUAUUUUCCGCGAUGCCUCCAAAAAAAUUGUGAAAACAGAUUUAAAUAAUAAUUACUCAUCAAUUGAAUUCAAUAUCUCAUUGAACAGUCGACAAAGUCAAUAUACAACUAUGUGUAUUAUUCCUGGAAACUCAGUUUUUUGCUAUGGAAAUUAUCCUCAGGCUGCAAGUACUGCAUUUAUUAUUGAUUUGAAUAAUAAUGUUAAGAAAGUAAUUAAUGUGGAUAAUAAGCUGGGUCUCAGUGGUUCGAUUUAUUAUAAUAACAGUGUUUAUGUUUUUGGGGGAUACACGGGGCAUUUUUAUGUAAAUAAUGCGUAUAGAUAUGCAUAAUUACACAGAAAAAGUGCUUUCUUUAGAAGUAAAAAACUUAAUAAAGGCUUAUUAUAAAACAGAAUACUACUAUUUUUUAGAAAAUAAAUGAGAAAACCUAAAUCCUUUGCCAGUUCAAUCCUCGUUUGUAUCAUGCAUUGCUAAAAACAAUACAAAAACUUAGAAUAUUUACUUCCAACUACUAAAAGAGUGUUAAUGAUUUGGCUAAUAGAUUUUCCUUUUCAAGUAUUUCCUCAAAUGCCGAGGCAUAGAAGCAAGAUCUUCAGCUGACAUUAAGAUUUUACUAUCUGGCAGAGAGCACUCAAAGAUCUAUUGCUAUGAUAUUAUUCAAAAUAGUUAUAUUGAGCUGCAUGACAUUCAAGCAGGAAUAUGAAGAAAAAUUAUAUGCGAAAAUAAUAAAAAUGCUUAUGUGAUAGAAGCAGGUGGAUACAUUUAUGAAGGAAAUCAGGAAUGAAAAGCCUGGAGCACAAUAGGCAGUUCAGAAACUGAAAAUACCGACUUAAUUGGAUGCACAGUUUUAUGGCAAAAUAAAGUUUAUUUUGCUUUUUGUGGAUAUAAUUUAUAUGAAUUUGAUAUGAAAAAAAAGAAAUGCAAAAAAAUAAAAACUAUUUAA